Messenger RNA from Aspergillus fijiensis CBS 313.89, 789 nucleotides. RefSeq lists its product as uncharacterized. The record is from RefSeq and is a predicted model, not a curated record. The transcript has 3 exons. NCBI's taxonomy places the organism in Eukaryota, Fungi, Ascomycota, Eurotiomycetes, Eurotiales, Aspergillaceae. Bases 1 to 789 code for a protein of 262 amino acids.
AUGCCCUACAGAUUUCACAAAUCUGCACACACCCCGGACGACGCGACAAUGAUCGCUCCUGGACUACCCGGUCAACAUCACGGCGAUCAGCCUCCCACGGGAUAUCGGCUUAGGACCGCACCGCGACCUCACGGCACGAUCAUUGCAUCUAACGCCACGGCCGUGAAAUACGAGUGGGAGUUCCGUGAGUUCCUGCACACCGCCCGGUUUGUGUACGGGCUAGAUACGUGCCGGGCUCUGGGGAUCAGCGAGGCGGCCGACUGCGAUCUGAUGGAUGAGACGGCGGUGAUUCUGUUUGUGGAUUAUGGGCUGGAUGAAAGGUUGAAUCUGUAUGCCGGGCUGGUCGGUGAAACCGACGUUGACACGGAUGAUAGUGAGCUGUACCAACGAGGGCGGCAUGGGGAGUUUGUGGUGGUGGUGAUGGCGGGCGGGAAGGAGGAGGACGAUGAGGGUGCUCAAAAGCAACAGGACGCGGUGGAGGAUCUCCGUCGCAUCCUUGACGGCUUUAUCCAAGAACAGAUCCUCGAGCCGGGUGACGCACAGUAUCUUCGGGCGAUCAUCAUCAGCGGAGACGCAUCGGAGGCAGCCAUUGACACCCUCAAACAAGCUCUACAACUGGCCAUCCCGGAGGAUUGGAGGCCCCUUGUCCGGGAUCAGGUGGACCCAUUCUGGGUGGGGGCCGUGGGGGCUGCGCGGCGAGCGAAGAUGCAUAUCGUCGAUCCGAGAUACAAUAUCACGGCGUUUGAGGAAUGGCUCCAGGACCUCGCGCGCAUGCACGACGAGCUUUAG